Jaculus jaculus (lesser Egyptian jerboa) is the source of this 2859-nucleotide messenger RNA. It is a transcript of the gene Fmo5, whose product is annotated as flavin containing dimethylaniline monoxygenase 5. The transcript has 9 exons. Gene Ontology annotation, molecular function: flavin adenine dinucleotide binding; NADP binding; N,N-dimethylaniline monooxygenase activity. NCBI's taxonomy places the organism in Eukaryota, Metazoa, Chordata, Mammalia, Rodentia, Dipodidae. The coding region runs from base 292 to 1893 and encodes 533 amino acids. The record is from RefSeq and is a predicted model, not a curated record.
GUGGUGGAAGAGAAAAGGAAAGUGGACCGGGGUGGUGCGCCCCAGGACCGCUCUCUCUCCAGCCGCUGGCAUUACGGGCACAGGCAGCUGUGAAGUUGUGUGUGUGUGUGUGUGUGUGUGUGUGUGUGUGUGUAUCCAGGCGUGGUGGCGCACGCUUUUAAUCCCAGCACUCGGGAGACAGAGGUAGGAGGAUCGCCGUGAGUUCGAGGCCACCCUGAGACGAUACAGUGAAUUCCAGGCUUUAGGACAAGUGACAGGGCCCUCCCGCGGGCGACGCGCUCUGGAGCCGCGAUGGCCAAGAAAAGAAUCGCCGUGAUCGGGGCAGGAUCCAGCGGACUUACUUGCAUCAAGUGCUGCCUGGAGGAAGGCUUGGAGCCCGUCUGCUUUGAAAGGUCUAAUGACAUCGGAGGACUCUGGAGGUUCCAGGAAAAUCCUGAAGAAGGUCGGGCCAGCAUUUACAGAUCGGUGAUCAUCAAUACCUCCAAGGAGAUGAUGUGCUUCAGUGACUAUCCCAUCCCAGACCACUUCCCGAACUUCAUGCACAACUCGCAGAUCAUGGAGUACUUCAGGAUGUAUGCCAAGGACUUCGACCUGCUAAAGUACAUCCGGUUCAAGACCAUUGUGUGCAGCGUGAAGAAGCGGCCUGAUUUCCCUGCUUCAGGCCAGUGGGAGGUGGUCACUGAGAGUGAAGGGAGAAAGCACACGGAUGUCUUCGAUGGAGUCAUGGUUUGCACGGGCCAUCACACUGAUGCCCACCUGCCCCUGGAAAGCUUUCCUGGAAUUGAAAAAUUCAAAGGACAGUACUUCCACAGCCGAGACUAUAAGAACCCGGUGGGAUUCACUGGGAAAAGAGUCAUUGUAAUUGGCAUUGGGAAUUCUGGCGGGGAUCUGGCUGUCGAGAUUAGCCACACAGCCAAGCAGGUAUUUCUCAGCACCAGGAGAGGGGCUUGGAUCCUGAACCGUGUAGGGAAACAUGGAUACCCUUCCGAUGUGUUGCUCUCUUCUCGACUUUACAAUUUUUUGUCAAAGUUGCUUGGUAAAUCACUAGGAAGUAAAUUUUUGGAAAACCAGAUAAACCACAGAUUUGACCAUGAGUUGUUUGGCCUGAAGCCUAAACACAGACUUCUGAGUCAGCAUCCAACGGUAAAUGAUGAACUGCCCAAUCGUAUAAUUUCCGGCUUGGUGAAGGUGAAAGGAAAUGUGAAGGAGUUCACAGACACAGCUGCCAUAUUUGAAGAUGGCUCCAGGGAGGAUGACAUUGACGCUGUCAUCUUUGCCACCGGCUAUCGUUUUGACUUUCCUUUUCUUGAUGGUUGUGUCAAAGUGGUCAAAAACAAGGUGUCCCUGUAUAAAAAGGUCUUCCCUCCUAAUCUGGAAAAGCCAACUCUCGCAAUAAUCGGUUUAAUUCAACCCCUGGGGGCCAUUAUGCCCAUCGCAGAACUCCAAGGACGCUGGGUCACUCAAGUAUUUAAAGGGUUGAAGACAUUGCCUUCACAAAGUGAAAUGAUGGCAGAAAUAAAUAAGACUCAAGAAGAAAUGGCCAAACGGUAUGUGGACAGCCAGCGCCACACCAUCCAGGGAGAUUACGUAGACACCAUGGAAGAGCUUGCUGACCUGGUGGGUGUCAAGCCCAAUCUCCUGUCCCUUGCCUUCACCGAUCCCAAGCUGGCAUUCCAGUUACUGUUUGGCCCCUGCACUCCAGUCCAUUAUCGUCUGCAGGGCCCUGGCAAGUGGGAUGGGGCUCGAAAAACUAUCUUGACCACGCAAGAUCGUAUCCACAAGCCACUGAUGACAAGGCCAGUGGAAAAGAGCAGUUCCGUGAUGCCAGCCGCGACAGUGGGCAUGUUUAUGGUAGCUGUUGUCUUCCUUGCUGUGUUCCUGGCUUAUUUUUAGGCGUCCCAGGGCCAGUGUUCCAUCUAGAGAUGCCUUCAGAGCCCAAGACCAAACACUCAGCUUCAUACUGCCCAGAAAUCGACUUGUGUCUCUCUUUCUCACACACACACACACACACACACACACACACACACACGCACACACUCUUCCUGUACUCCUUCACUUGUCGGCUCACGUGCCCUCCUCUCUUGGCCUGCCACUUCUCUCAUCGUUCCCACACGGUGAGCUUAAAGCUGUAAAAGUCACCCUUAGGUCUUCUAGCCCUGCCCACUCUGGACCUCACACGUGAUGCAUCUUGGGAAGAGAGCCGGCAUCAAGUGAUGUUGGGCUUUAACUUGGAAGUUGAGGCAACGCGUACUUUUCAGGGAUUCCAGCAGAGGGCAGUCAAGAAAGAAUAAUCAUGGGGGCUGGAGGUAUGGCUUAGCCGGUAAGGUGCUUGCCUGCAAAGCCAAAGGACCCAGGUUCAAUUCCCCAGGACCCACGUAAGCCAGCUGCACAAGGUGGUGCAUGCGUCUGGAGCUUGUAUGCAGUGAAUGGAGGCCUUGGCAUGCCCAUUCUCUCUCUCUCUCAAAUAAAACAAAAAUUUUUUAAAGAAUGUCUUUCUGAAAGUUGGGGAAGUCCAAGAUCAAGGGGACAAGAUUGAGGGCUUCCUUGCUGCAUCAUUAACACAGGUGUGUCCUUAGCAAAGUGUAUAUAUAAAUAUAAUGUAAUUUUUCUAAUAGGAUUUUGUUUUCUGGGAGGAGAUUAAUUUUGCUUUAAUAUUGUAACUGAAUGUAUGUUUUCUGAGAUAAGGGCUACAUUGAUCUCACAAUGGUUAUGUAUAACUAAGACAAGACAUAUACUUCCCUAGCCCUUUGCUUUUACUUUCUGUUCUCUGGUGUACCUGGUAACUGGUUAGUCUUAUUCCUUUUCCCUAAGUAAUAUUUGUGUAAUUUUAUUAAAAAAAAAUUACUAGGGGUGAAGCUA